AUGGCGCGAGUAUGUAUGACUCUCCAAUUCCCGCGCACGCUUCAUUUCGCGAUUCAGCGCCACUCUAACUCCUCGGUCGUCACCUUCCCUGUAAACUCCCUUUGCUCUAAGAUUUACAGUUACAGUUACCGGCGAAGGGAGCGAUCGGUGACUGGUGGUGUUAGGGCUUUUGAAUCCUCUUCUGCUAAACCUAUGAGUUGGUGUGAUGGCGUUCAGGAACCACGGGUUCUCGUUGCACCUGAGCCUGGUACCGAUGCAAAUGGUAUGGGACAGAUGAUAUUGCUCCGCCAUCCCAAAUCUGGAAAUGCAACACAAUAUCUGUUUGUGAAUGGAAUGCUUCAAGAACUCCAGUGGUUUAAGAACUUGUAUGGAUCUUGGUUUUUGGGAGAUUAUAUAACUGAAGAUGGUCGGUUGUAUUUAUCCACACCAAUUGAUCCUGUUUUCAUCAUGUUGCCUAUUUUUGAGGAAGCUAGAAUGAAGAAAGGGGAUGAUCUUGGGAGGUUCAGGCAAUUGGACGAGAUAUUAUUUAUUGAUGGGUAUCCAGGAUAUAUGCAGUUAAUGUCUGUUGUGGAGAACUGCAUGCAAGUAGUUUCUGAAGUCAAAGAAGUUGGAUCCUCAAAAUUCUUCAGACUUGAUGACUCAAAGGUUCUACGUUGGCUGAGUUAUAAGGUUUGUCAGCUAAAACAGACGCUACCCCAAUUGGACAAAAACUAUGCUGUUCAAUCAGAGAAAGACACAUUGAUUGAUGCAGUCUCUAUAUUGGGAGAGUAUUUGAAGGAAAAGCCUUGGUUGCAGCUUUUGUGUAACCAUCUUAAGUUAAAUAUACUCGACGUUACUGGAAAAACACAAGUAAAUGCUGAAGGAAGUAACCCAGGUUCACGUAAUGAAUUUCAGGAACAACAGAGUGAAGAUAAGAAGGCUACAACUGCAAAGAAAGGGAGACAAGCGAAGAAGGUAAAAUUGGAGACCGAAUCGCACAACAUUAGAGAGAUGUUUAGCAGGGCUUCCCGAAAGAAAAGCUAA
Molecule: messenger RNA, 1023 nt
Organism: Sphenostylis stenocarpa
Lineage: Eukaryota; Viridiplantae; Streptophyta; Magnoliopsida; Fabales; Fabaceae
Source: the annotation of a GenBank genome assembly